Klebsormidium nitens is the source of this 1531-nucleotide messenger RNA. The record is from the annotation of a GenBank genome assembly. NCBI's taxonomy places the organism in Eukaryota, Viridiplantae, Streptophyta, Klebsormidiophyceae, Klebsormidiales, Klebsormidiaceae.
AUGGCAGCAGUACCUGCCCACGUACCGGGAGACUGCCAAAACUGGUUCCGUUUCGAACGCUUGUCGAAUUGGGCGGUCCGGUCGAAGCACAGGAGGUCGUUCCUUCGCAACCCAGACCGGUUCGACGGCGAAGAGCAGCCGGCCCCGGGGGCUGCUUGCAGCACAAGAUGCCCGGUUGAAACGUUCGUUGGAAGAGAAACCUGGCCUCAAAUACUUGAAUGCUGCGCCAAGAGCAGGCAUUCCAACUCUCUCAGAUCUGCAGCAACAAGGAAAACUUGUGUCCCCAUCACAUCCGCCAUGGCUUCCUUCAAGGUCCUGGUUGCCCUCCUGGCCCUGGCCGCCGUCGCUGUCUCUGCCCAGAACAGCACUGGCCCCACGGGUGCCCCCAUGGGUUCCACGGCUGCUCCCAUGGGUUCCACAGCUGCCCCUGCUGGCAACAGCUCCGCCCCCGCUAUCACUGAUGCUGACAUCCUGCAGUUCGCUCUCAACCUGGAGUACCUCGAGGCUGAGUUCUACUCAUGGGCUGCCUUCGGCCAGGGUCUCAGCGCCGCCGAUGCUGGCAAUGGUCCCGCCUCUGUCGGAGGCCAGAAGGCCCUCCUCUCCCCCGCUGUCCAGGCCUAUGCCACCGAGAUUGCUAACGACGAGAUCAACCAUGUGCGCUUCCUGCGCUCUGCCCUGACCGCUGCUGGCGCCACCCCUGUGGCCCGCCCCCUCAUUAACAUCGGGACCGCUUUCGCUGGUGCCGCCAACCUGGCCCUCUCCGCUGCCCUCAACGGCUCCAUGCUCUCCCCUGCCUUCUCCCCCUAUGGCUCUGACGUUGUCUUCCUGCACGGUGCCUUCAUCUUCGAGGAUGUUGGUGUGUCUGCCUACUCUGGUGCUGCCCCCGCCAUCACCAACAAGGCUUACCUGGCGCCCGCCGCCGGCAUCCUGGCCGUUGAGGCUUACCACGCCGGUAUUGUUCGCCUGGCACUCUCCCAGAUUGGCAACCAGUACGUGUUCCCCUAUGGUGCCCCCGUGACCACCAUUGUCAACGCCAUCUCUGCGCUCAGGGGUGCCGUUGGCGGCGGCAACGACGUUGGCAUUACCCGCAACGGCACUCUCCAGCUGGUGUAUGCCACCAACGACACCUCCAUUGCCUAUGCCAGGACCCCCGCCCAGGUGCUGUCCAUCGUGUAUGGAGGCAACAUGACCGGCGGGCUCUUCUUCCCCAACGGUCUGAACGGAAACAUCAAGUAGAGACUGGAUUUUCCUGUCUGCAUGCUUCGCAUAGGGCUGGCUCCUACCGCUUAUAAGGGGGUCGAUAGGGACGCUGAGGUGAACUAAGCUAGCCUCGCUUUUUUGACCCAGAUGGCACAACUGAUAGGGCAACUAGAUAAGAUUUCUUGACAAUAAUGCUUAAUUUAUUGGAGUGGUAUCUGUUCAUAAGGUAGGGGUCAGUUUUGUCUUCAACCUUGUUACACCCCGAUCAUUUCUCGUGAUAGAUGUCAUGUUCCGACUCUCUAACCUGAUCAGAAUUGAGCUUCCUUCAUCC